UUUUAUCUUAAUGUAUUGAUGUAUCUUUAUUAAUAAAGGAAGCUCUGGCAGUAUUGUUGAACUUUGGGAGCUACAAGAGAAACCUGUAACUGUGCAUAAAAUGUUUUAUAACAACACUAAAGAACAGCCAAAAACUGUGGGUUGGCGACAUCAUGCUUCAUCGUCAUCCAGCUCUCCAGUUGUUGCUGUUGCCACACCCAGACUCUCUAUUUAUGACAUUACACCCCCACCCUCAUACAUACUUGUGGCAUACAAAGAUAAUGAAAUAAAAUGCUUUUUCAGGGAAUCCUUGAGAUUGGUGUGUAGUAUUAGUGUUAAUGCUGUAAGCCACAGGAGGGAUGAAAUAGGAAUGGUACAACAUGUGCCUGGGACAACAGUGUCAGACAUGCAACUUACUUGGACGGGAUCUGCUCUAAUAGCAAUCAACUCUCUCUCAGAACUUCUUCUCUAUAGACUAUCACCCAUUACAGAUCCAGGGGGUCCUAUGAGCACGAUCUAUGCUGUGACAGUGUUGGAAUAUUGUUUAAUAACAGGAAUUGAUUGGUGGGAUGUGAUACUGAGUCUUCGGCCAGGUUUAAUUGAAACUGUUUGUGAAAAAUUAUCAGAAUCAUUCAACCGACAACCUGUUGGAAGUCAACAGUACUUGCUAAGUCGGUUUCUUUCUCUUAAAGGGUCAUUUUGUAGAUGUCUGAGCAAUGGCCAAGCUAAAGCUGGCGACUGUCAUGCUUUGAUCAUGUUAAAUGCUGUAGCUGCUGCUAUCAAGGGUCUUCUUCGGCCACGGGAUUUGUCAAGUCAAGAGAAAGGACCUGCAGAGAACUUGACAGCUAUUAUGAGCAGCAAAGGUGCAGAAGGAAUCACAAACAUAGACAAAGUUCUUCUUCAUUUAGAGCACAAGGAGUUUGCUGUGGAACCUCCAAUACUCCAGUCACUACAGCAUCUCAACCAAUGGGUGGCCGAUUUUACUCUCAAUUUAGUGGCUUCACUAUCCCAGCAGUAUCACACGAACAUUCCUGGGAGUGGUCUUUUGACAGAUCCCAAGGCACUAAAUACUCUUCGUGAACUGCUUAUUAUCAUCAGGAUUUGGAGUUUCAUGAGUGAAAGUUGUCUUCCUGUGUUCACAAAGAUGGCAGAUAAUUUAGAUAUAUUAUCCCUCCUGUUUAAACUUUUGACCAAAAUCUUGUUAAGUCUUGGAUCAGAACCUGAUGAAAGUUUGCUUGACGAGUGCUGCUGGCUUCCAAGUCAGGUUUUAAUUCCAAGUAUAGAUUUGGGUGUUCAUUCACAAGGAGUGGCCAGCCCAGCACUGUUCAUGAACUCGUUGCCUCUUCAGUUUGAGUACUGUGUUCAGCCUCACUUUCUUCAUUACACAAGUAAAGUUCGUCAGCCAGACAGUGCCUUGCCACUUCUCCACAAGAUGGAUAUUGUAAGACACGUCAGUCUUGGAGCAAGUCCUCCAGUUUUUAGACAGUGUACUAGGUGCUCUUCCUCAUCUUUAGUGAAGCCAGCUGUUCGAUCUGCAGCUACUAGAGCUUGGGACCAGCGAUGGUUGAGGUUCUGUCCAUGUGGUGGACAGUGGAAGCUGAAAAUGUGCAAACAAUAAACGUACAAAAACCGAAGGCUUGAAAUUCAUUAAAGAUCAUAUCACUUCAGGAAAUUUACUUGCUCAUUAUAUAAAAAGUCAUUACUUUAAAAUAAAACUUUUCAGGUGUA
This is a messenger RNA of Limulus polyphemus (Atlantic horseshoe crab), 1707 nucleotides long. Its product is annotated as mediator of RNA polymerase II transcription subunit 16-like. Gene Ontology annotation, biological process: positive regulation of DNA-templated transcription. Bases 101 to 1597 code for a protein of 498 amino acids. Gene Ontology annotation, cellular component: mediator complex. The transcript is spliced from 13 exons. Lineage: Eukaryota; Metazoa; Arthropoda; Merostomata; Xiphosura; Limulidae. The record is from RefSeq and is a predicted model, not a curated record.